This is a messenger RNA of Acanthaster planci (crown-of-thorns starfish), 2301 nucleotides long. RefSeq names its product glutathione-disulfide reductase (gene gsr). Gene Ontology annotation, molecular function: glutathione-disulfide reductase (NADPH) activity; flavin adenine dinucleotide binding; NADP binding. NCBI's taxonomy places the organism in Eukaryota, Metazoa, Echinodermata, Asteroidea, Valvatida, Acanthasteridae. The record is from RefSeq and is a predicted model, not a curated record. Gene Ontology annotation, cellular component: cytosol; mitochondrion. Gene Ontology annotation, biological process: cellular response to oxidative stress; cell redox homeostasis; glutathione metabolic process.
ACUUAGUGAUUGGGCGUCUAACGUAAAAGGAUUAAACGAUGUACAUGUGUACGAGGCUUGUGGUGAAUGUUGUCUGCGGCCGGAUAAAGUUAUUUGCUUCUCGUCACUUCUGGAAAAGGACAUUCUGCAGCAUGCCUCCUGUGCCGAAGUCAUUUGAUUACCUGGUAAUAGGUGGAGGUUCUGGGGGUAUUGCAAGCGCCAGACGAGCUGCAGAAUUCGGUGUUUCAGUAGGUCUCAUCGAGUCGGGCCGGCUGGGCGGGACAUGUGUGAAUGUAGGAUGUGUUCCCAAGAAGGUGAUGUUCUUGACUGCAAUGCACUCAGAAUACUUGCACGAUCAACCGGACUACGGCUUUGAUGUAGAUAAAAAAGGAUUUUCUUGGAGCAUGGUGAAGCAGAAGCGAGAUGCCUACAUCAAGCGGCUCAACGGCAUCUACUUCGGAAACCUGGAGAGGUCAAAGGUUGAGUAUAUCAAAGGCCUGGCGCGGUUCACGGACAACCGCUGCGUGGAGGUGGACGGGCAGUUGUACACUGGCAAGCACAUCAUGAUCGCCGCUGGCGGACGGCCCAUCAUUCCGGACAUCCCUGGCUCAGAGUUGGGAAUCACCAGUGAUGGUUUCUUUGAGCUGGAGGAUCUGCCCAAGAAAACUGCUGUUAUUGGUGCCGGGUACAUAGCAGUGGAGCUUGCCGGAAUCUUGAACGACCUCGGCAGUGAUGUCUCGCUGUUCAUCAGGAGACAGCAAGCUUUAAGAACCUUCGAUGCCAUGGUCAGUGAGAAUGUAACAGAGACCAUAAAGGCGUCAGGGAUCACCUUGGUGACAAACAGCGUGUCAAAGUCACUGGUGAAAGCGGAGGACGGCACAUUAACAUACGAAACCACUGCAGGUGUCUUCUCUGGUUUUGACUGCCUUAUUUGGGCCGUUGGCCGAUCUCCAAACUCAGACAAACUAAGCCUUGAUAAGGUGGGUGUGGAGAUGGAUAAAGAUGGCAACAUCGUUGUCGAUGAGUAUCAGAACACGAACGCCCCAGGGAUCUAUGCUCUGGGUGACAUAUGCGGCAAGGCUCUACUGACACCAGUCGCCAUCCGAGCCGGCAGAAUGCUUGCCCACCGUCUCUUUGACAACAAGCCAGACUGGAAGAUGAACUACAGCCUGAUUCCCACCGUCGUCUUCUCGCAUCCGCCCAUCGGAACGAUUGGUCUCACGGAAGCUGAAGCUGAGGCCCAGUACAAACGUGAAAAUCUCAAGAUCUACACGUCAGCGUUCAACAACAUGUACUUUCAGAUGACGGAACGCAAAGAAAGGACCAAGAUGAAGCUCAUCUGUGCCGGGCCGGAGGAGAAGGUGGUGGGCCUUCACAUGCAAGGCAUGGGCGUAGACGAGAUGCUACAAGGCUUCUCCGUGGCCAUCACCAUGGGCGCUACCAAGAAGGACUUUGAUGCCACCGUGGCCAUCCACCCGACCGCGGCCGAGGAGCUGGUCACCAUGCGAUGAGCUGUCUGUCGGAUAUGGUACAGUGGGUAGAUGGUAACUAUUCCGUGAUUAGUAUCAUGAACUUAAUUGAAUUGGUGGUGGAGUUAACGGGUAUUUUUGACAAGGCCAAUGGUCCUAGGGUAGUGCUGGCAGUCAUUUGUUUGAAUUAUGUAAAUUGGAAGUGGGUGCUCAAAAGUAAACGCGUUCUGACUUGUUUUGCUCAAUCUGCACACGUCACAAAUUCUUAGAAAGUGGCAGUUUGCCAACCGAACUCACCCAGAACUUCUCAAAAUCAAAAGCCGUAGUUGCUGGUAGGAAUAUUUUUCGAUGGAGAUGAGAAUUUCGUUCCUCUAUGCAUUUUCUCACCGUCGACUCCAUCAGUCUGUUGGCAACAUAGGAGUUAGAAGUCGAUUUCUGCAUCUUCCUGCAGCAAGUGUGCGCUGGAGGUUUACAAAGAAAUGGAUGCAAAUUUUGUUCGCGACACAGUAUGCUGUGUAACAUUUUGCAGAAGAGUUGCACACCCAGACAUUUUAGACAGCUGCAAACGGAAGAGUAACUUGACUGAUGCAAGAUAUUUGCUGAAUAUCAUCUCAUGAAAAUUGUAUAUCAUUUACAAAUAAACAGGUUUUUAUUGAUAUUGAAUGAGUUGCAGCUAAAACUAUUACGAUAAAAUUAGGUAUUGAGUGAGUCAUUUCUAUUAUAUUUUUUCCCGUCUUUUAUGAAGGAUUUUGACUAUAUUGUAGAUGUAAUUUCAGGCUUUUCAUGGUGAAGGCCAGCAACAGGUGCAAAGGCUUGCGGUAGCACCAUGCAAAGGAACAUAUCUCUUAUGAGU